Messenger RNA from Ogataea philodendri, 1014 nucleotides. RefSeq lists its product as uncharacterized. Gene Ontology annotation, biological process: proteasome-mediated ubiquitin-dependent protein catabolic process. Bases 1 to 1014 code for a protein of 337 amino acids. Gene Ontology annotation, molecular function: protein binding. The transcript has a single exon. The record is from RefSeq and is a predicted model, not a curated record. NCBI's taxonomy places the organism in Eukaryota, Fungi, Ascomycota, Pichiomycetes, Pichiales, Pichiaceae. Gene Ontology annotation, cellular component: nucleus; cytoplasm.
AUGAAGCCUGAUACGUAUUUGAGGCUCAUUGAGAGCGAGCGGACGGGCCAGGUUUUGCUUGCGGGCGAUAACAUCGAGGCACGCAUAGCUGACAAGGACAAGUUGGAGCUCAAGAGGAAGAUAGACUACCUUGUUCUGGAGUAUCUUACUCACGAGGGGUAUGGCGACACGGCAGUCGAGCUGGCCAAGGAAAUGGAACUGGACCUGAGCCGGGGCCAAUUGGGUGGAAAAACUGAAUUUAGCGAGGAGACCGAUCUACAGAGCGUCGAAACGCUGUUUUCGGCAGAGUCUAUCAAAAGCAACCUUGAGAACGGUAGCGGGGUGGCGUCACCAGCGUUGGAGACCUGCACACAGCUCGAAAGCGCACACACACGACACCAGAUUAAGGUGCACAUUCUGGCGGGCCGCGUGGAGGAGGCCGUUGCUCUGGUGAACCAGGAGUACCCGAGUCUUUUUGAACAGAACCAGAUAGCGUAUUUCCGGCUGUUGCACCUGCAACUGAUUGAGAUUAUCCGGGCCCAGUUUUCCGGGCCGUCGGACGGUGUGCAGGACGAGCGGGAGUUUCUGGACCGUGUGCUGGAGUUCAUCUCGAGCAAGCUAUCGACGCUCAAGAUCCUUCAGAACAAGAAGUUUAUCCAGGAGCUGGAGCUGACGAUGGCUCUGCUGUGUUUUGGGAGCCGGCUGCGGGACCCCAAGCUGGAAGGGAUUCCGGCCGAGCUGAAACGGCUGUUGGACGUGAAAAUGCGGGGUCGGGUGGCCGAUCUCGUGAACCGGUCGAUACUUCUGAGUCUGAGCAACAGCGACCUGACCCCGACUCGCGAUUUCACCGGCUGGUGUACGUGGCGGGUUGGGGUGCCAAAACCCGCGCUCGACCCCGACGCGGCUGAAACCGGUCCGGACGACCUGCCCCAGACCAAGUCUGCCGGGCUGUACGAGCUACUGGCGAUGGUGACGUGGCUGGCCCAGGCGAACGGCGACAGCGUGGACACGCAACUGGGCGCUCUGCUAAAGUGA